Molecule: messenger RNA, 1193 nt
Organism: Drosophila obscura
Lineage: Eukaryota; Metazoa; Arthropoda; Insecta; Diptera; Drosophilidae
Product: protein new-glue 2-like
Exons: 1
Coding region: 337-738 (133 amino acids)
Source: RefSeq, a predicted model, not a curated record
CCAAUGUGAGACGCAUCGCUGUGUGUUUUGUCCAAAUUUCCGAAUGCUAAGCCUUUUAAACCAAAUCCUUCCCGGAAAACAAUAUCGAUUAAUUAUUAUAUCGCCAUGAGCAGAUCAUGGGCGAUCCAUAAUCCACGAGCCAACGUCAAUAUUAUCCAAGUCUUAGCCAACUUUGGCAUUUGGAAUUUCCACCAUCAUUGACGUUCGACAGAUACGAAGCGGAGCAAACAAAAAUAUUUACACAAUGGCGAGAAACCAAAUAGUUACACGGCUUUCUGGGGCCCAAGAUCUGUAUAAAAGCCCUGAUCGGAGUCCGAUUCAAGCACAGAAAUCACCAUGCGCUUCUCAUUCGUUCUCCUGCUAGCGGUCCUCGGCUGCUUCCUGCUGGCCAAGGAGAGUGGCGCUACAGGCUCUUCCACAACCACCGUAGCUACAACCACCGCCGGGACUACAACCACCACCGCAGCUACAACCACCACUUCCGCGUCGGCCACUACGACUACAGCGACUACAGUCGCUCCCGACACCACCACCACCACAGUAGCAUCGGACACGACCACGACCACAACGUCAUCGUCCUCAUCAUCUGGCUCGAACUCAGCAGCGGCCAGGCGUCGCAGACGUCGUCGUCUAGCCCGCCAGCGCCAGCGCCGUGAGCGCCAGAGGCAGCGCCAGACCCAGAGGCUCCGCAACCGGGUCAGGAACCAGCGCCGCGUGAUCAACCAACUCCAAGGAUAAGCGGGAGAACAGGAGACAUAUCCACGACUCCCCAGAAAUCAUCCACUGAUGAAACACUUAUCUUUAAGCAUCGAUGAAAUAUGAAAAACAUACAAUUGAAUAUACGAGUAUUUUGAAAAUGUAUUCUGAUGUAAACUUAUUUAUAUCCAACUCUGGAUAAUCGAAUUUGGGAUCUGACUGAUUAUUCAAUUCACUUAAUCGUUCGCUAGUCUAGGAGAUCUUCUGUUCGUCUGAAUGGAUGGUUCCUAUAGACAUCGAGAAUAAUAACAUUAACAAUAAUUUUAACUAAAAAUAAUCGUCUUCACUGAGAGUUUUUAGAGAGAAAAAAAAUCCGUUUUUAGCCUGAUGACAAAGAGUACUACUGGCACCGCCCAAAUAAACGGUUGAAACAGCAUCAGGUCAAGGAAACCAUAAAGCAUGGAGGAGGCGGUCUGAUUGUGUGGGGUUGCUUCACU